Molecule: messenger RNA, 1152 nt
Organism: Cyphellophora attinorum
Lineage: Eukaryota; Fungi; Ascomycota; Eurotiomycetes; Chaetothyriales; Cyphellophoraceae
Product: S-(hydroxymethyl)glutathione dehydrogenase
Exons: 5
Coding region: 1-1152 (383 amino acids)
Biological process (GO): formaldehyde catabolic process
Cellular component (GO): cytosol
Molecular function (GO): S-(hydroxymethyl)glutathione dehydrogenase [NAD(P)+] activity; zinc ion binding
Source: RefSeq, a predicted model, not a curated record
AUGUCUUCAGAUACCGUAGGAAAGACUAUCACCUGCAAGGCCGCCGUUGCGUGGGAAGCCGGCAAGGACCUCACCAUCGAAGAUAUCGAAGUGGCACCUCCCAAAGAGCACGAAGUCCGCAUUCAGAUCCACUACACUGGAGUCUGCCAUACUGAUGCAUAUACGCUCUCCGGCAAGGAUCCUGAGGGCGCUUUCCCAAUCGUCCUGGGACACGAGGGAGCUGGCAUCGUCGAGUCUGUUGGCGAAGGCGUGACCUCGGUCAAGCCAGGCGACUACGUUGUCGCCCUCUACACCCCGGAAUGCAAAGAAUGCAAAUUCUGCAAGUCCGGCAAGACCAACCUGUGCGGCAAGAUCCGAGCCACGCAAGGCAAAGGCGUCAUGCCAGACGGCACCUCGCGCUUCAAGUGCAAGGGCAAGGACCUCCUCCACUUCAUGGGCACCUCCACCUUCUCGCAAUACACCGUCGUCGCCGACAUCUCGGUUGUAGCCAUCGAUAAGUCCGCGGCCAUGGAUCGUACCUGCUUGCUUGGAUGCGGCAUCACCACGGGUUACGGUGCUGCUGUGAUCACUGCGCAGGUCGAGAAGGGCAGCAAUGUUGCCGUCUUUGGAGCAGGGUGCGUUGGUCUGUCGGUCAUCCAGGGCGCGGUCAAGAAUGGCGCGGGCAAGAUCAUCGUUGUGGAUGUGAAUGACAAGAAAGAGGAAUGGGGCAAGAAGUUUGGUGCGACUGACUUUGUCAACCCGACUAAGCUGGGCAAGCAGUCGGUGCAGGAGAAGCUGAUUGAGAUGACGGAUGGUGGAUGCGACUAUACCUUUGACUGCACAGGCAACGUCCAGGUAAUGCGAGCAGCACUCGAGGCCUGCCACAAAGGAUGGGGCCAGUCGAUCAUCAUUGGUGUUGCGCCGGCUGGUGCUGAGAUUUCAACACGACCCUUCCAACUCGUCACUGGACGCGUCUGGAAAGGUUGUGCCUUCGGUGGUGUCAAGGGCCGCACACAGCUACCAGGUCUUGUCAAGGACUGGCAAGAUGGCAAACUGAAGGUCGAUGAAUUCAUCACCCACCGUCAACCACUCGACAAGAUCAACGAUGCCUUCCAUGACAUGCACGCAGGUGACUGCAUUCGCUGCGUCGUGGAUAUGGGUGCUCAGAAGUGA